GAAAGAUACAUUUACAUGGACAUUGUAGCAGCAAAGAAUAAAUCACAUAAGUAAAGUAUGUUUCACUCACCUGCUUAGUUGACAUGCAACUCGAAAGAGUACUGCAUUCAUGUUUUUGUUUACCCUAGAAUAUUUUUCCUUAUUUCUCCAGCUUCGAUUCAGCAAAACAACAGAGAGAAAGUGAACAUACAAUACAAUACUGCAAUAAUGGCUUUCUUUACUCUCUCGUACCUCCUUGCUGAGCAGAUCUAUCAUUCGAAUCAAGAAAACCCUGCUUCCUCAGUAUGUUCUUCAGUCGCAAUACCUCGAUCUACAGCUUCUACUAUGGCUAGUACUUCUGCAAAUCUCAAGGAAAAACAAUUGGAUCCAUCGUUGCAUUCUUCACAUGCAAUACCACCACAAUACGUACCUUCCGAAAUUGAAAAUACAUCCAAGAGCCUCGAUCGCAAGCAUCCAGCUCCUUCGUUAUAUUCCUCACAUGCAGCUUCACAAUCCACAUCUUCUGUUGUAGCAAAUAUCUCCGAGGGUUUCGCAUCCAGCAGCUUUAAGCUACAGCGAGAUGUAGAAAAUACCAAAGAAUCGGACAAGAAGGAAAGUCUCCAGCAACUACCAAAGGUAAGUUUUCCGUAAAGAUCCCAGAACUGGUGCUAUAGUGGUAAGGUUAUCAUGAAUGCUCAUCCUGACAUACAUAUAGGACGAACCUCAAGUGGCAGUCCUUCUUUCAAUAGACAUAUUGUCGCGUUUGCUCAUCGAAAUCAAGGUAAGUUUUUAAGAAGGUAUCCUCACUACCUGGCAUGUUUCUGAAAAUGUAAUCAUUUAUUUUGCUAAUUUAAUAUAUAGAAGGAACCUCGACAAACGCCAUAUCUUGCGCCAUUUGUCAAAGCCCCGCCGCUUGUGAAAGUGGAAGUUACUAAACGAAAAGUUCACUACAGUGUAAGUUUCCUGGAGCAUCCCAUGACUAGUUGAUGUGAUGCUAGUACAGAAACCAUUCCUUUUACUGACCUCAAGUCAUAUACAGAACGAAACUCAAGCUCCUCCUCCUCCUCCUCCUCUUUCCUCCGCCUUCGCGAUACUCAAACCACUCCUCAAACGAACCAAAAUCAAGCACAUCCGCACCGACCAACACGAAUACCAUUUCUACGGCAGCACAUCCCCAGAAAUCAUUUCAUCCGAGGCCGCAAAAUUCAUAUGCGGUAACUCUCGAGCGUCCAAAUCAUCCAUACAGAGAAUCCUCAAGCAAUUCCUCGCCAUCACGACUCAAGACUCUCAAGAUAACUGCCACGUCCGUCCCGAAGCUAUAUGGUUCUUAGUAAACAUGACGAAGAAGUCCAAGGACUUCAAUACAGCCCGGUGGCACAGAGACGGAAGAAUGAUCGAAUGCACGGAUUCAAAUCACGUCCUUCAUUGCAGGUAUGCGACCACACUAUCUGGACCUACGACUCUCGUUCUUCCAGAGACAGAUAGAGUUUCGAAAGCCAUGCGUACAUAUGCCGGGAACCGAAGGAAGAUAUCAGAAGUCCUAGCCUCGGAAGAACCCAUAAAAAUAUCCCGUAAUCAAAUCAUUCGGUUUUCAUGGGGUAGGGAGGAUAGUCCUGUUCAUUCUGAACCGGAUCUAAUCACCGAUAGAGUAUUUAUCUCUUGUAUUUAUGGAAGUAUUUGCGAAAUUCGGGAUAUUGCUUCUACUCGUAGACAGGUGGUUGGAGAUCCUCAAGCAUUUUUUAGGGUAAAUGGGGAGAAAUAAGUUUAAGGAGAGGGUAAGCGUGUAGAUUUUGAGAUCUUGACUAGUUUAUAUAAGUUUAUCAAGAAAGGAUGAUUGAAAUGGCUAUUGAAAGUUAUACAUCGGGUGAUGAUUAGUCUAGAAUUAGAGACGGGAUAGGAUAGAUAGGAAGAGUAGAUCA
This is a messenger RNA of Sclerotinia trifoliorum, 1898 nucleotides long. The record is from the annotation of a GenBank genome assembly. Lineage: Eukaryota; Fungi; Ascomycota; Leotiomycetes; Helotiales; Sclerotiniaceae.